AUGCCUUUCGUCUGCGACUCGCUAUAGAGGCGACGUUGAUAACGCAAGCAAAUAUUUUUUAACGUCGAACGCAUUUCGAAAGUUGUUGGAUUUGUAGGGUUUCUUUUGACGGUAGGAGUUUGGAACUCCGAAGAUGUCUCUGGCCGAUGAGCUCCUGGCUGAUCUGGAGGAGGCGGGGGAUGAGGGGGAGGAUGGGCUGUACCUGGGGGAAGAGGGGGAGAGUGAUGGGGAGGCAGGGGAGGGACAGGUAGAGGGAGGUUUGGAGGACAUUCCAGAGGAGAUGGAGGUGGACUACAGCGGAGCUGAGAGUGUCUCGUCCAUCGCUAAACUACGCAACAGCAAACAGUUCUCAGAGAUCAUGGACAAAAUUGCCAUCUAUGUCGAGAAGCAGCGCAAGAACUCUGAAGUCUCCGGUCCGGUGGAGGCAGACCCAGAAUACAAGCUCAUCGUUGCUGCCAAUAACCUCACAGUAGAAAUUGAGAACGAACUGAACAUCAUUCACAAGUUUGUACGUGACAAGUAUUCUAAGAGGUUCCCUGAGUUGGAGUCCCUGGUGCCCAACUCUCUGGAUUACGUCCGCACUGUCAAGGAGCUGGGGAACAACCUGGACAAGUGUAAGAACAACGAGAAUCUGCAGCAGAUCCUGACCAACGCCACCAUCAUGGUGGUCAGCGUCACAGCCUCCACCACACAGGGGACGAUGCUGGGUGAGGAUGAACUGAAGAGGUUGGAGGAGGCCUGUGACAUGGCGCUAGAGCUGAACCAAUCAAAACACAGGAUCUAUGAAUAUGUGGAGUCCAGGAUGUCAUUCAUUGCUCCUAAUCUGUCAGUCAUCGUUGGAGCCUCGACCGCAGCCAAGAUCAUGGGUAUUGCUGGGGGCCUGACCAACCUGUCUAAGAUGCCAGCCUGUAACCUGAUGCUACUGGGAACCCAGAAGAGGACCCUGUCAGGGUUCAGCAGCACCGCUGUGCUCCCACACACCGGCUACAUCUACCACUGUGAUGUGGUCCAGACUCUACCCCCGGACCUGAGGAGAAAGGCAGCACGCCUGGUUUCAGCUAAGUGCACCCUGGCAUCCCGAGUGGACAGCUUCCACGAGAGUGCAGACGGCAAGGUGAGAACUGGAAGAGGGAAGAAAGGGGUAAAUAAACAUCUGUUACAUAUUAACUCUGGUGUUAUUCUCUCGGUGCAGGUGGGCUACGACCUGAAAGAGGAGAUCGAGAAGAAGUUUGAUAAAUGGCAGGAGCCUCCGCCGGUGAAGACUGUCAAACCCCUGCCAGCACCGUUGGAUGGACAGAGGAAGAAGAGAGGAGGGCGGAGGUAUCGUAAGAUGAAGGAGCGUCUGGGUCUGACAGAGAUCAGGAAACAUGCCAACAGGAUGACCUUCGCAGAGAUUGAGGAUGAUGCGUACCAGGAGGACCUGGGUUUCAGUCUGGGCCAGCUGGGAAAGUCGGGCAGCGGACGCGUCAGACAGGCUCAGGUCAACGAGGCCACCAAGGCCAGGAUAUCCAAGUCCCUACAGAGGAAGCUGCAGAAGCAGAACAUGACAUACGGCGGCAGGUCCACAGUUGGCGGCAGGUCCACAGUUGGCAGCAGGUCCACAGUUGGCGGGAGGUCCACAGUUGGCGGGAGGUCCUCGGUCAGAGACAACUCCUCAGGAACAAGUUCCAGCGUAGCCUUCACUCCACUACAGGGACUGGAGAUCGUGAACCCGCAUGCAGCAGAGAAGAAGGUGGCUGAGGCCAACCAGAAAUACUUCUCCAACAUGGCAGAGUUCCUCAAGGUCAAGAAGGAGGGAGAGGGAAAGUGAGGAGUACACAUACGAUUUAUCAUACACAUCCACACAUAUACUUACACACAGGAGAGACUGAUAUACAGACAUACCAACUUGUAUUUCAAAAUGAAUGCAGAUUGGGUGAAAUGCAUUCACACUGACUGAUUGAUCAGGCGUCAUUGCAUAACCAUGGGGAGAAGAUUGACCAUGGCAGUGAAGAACAUAUAUUUAGAUUGUAUAUUUGUUUUAGAGCAUGUUGUGCUUUUUGAAAAACGUUUUGACUCCAUUUUGUUCCAUUUUAAUAAAAUUAAACUAAUACUUGU
Messenger RNA from Oncorhynchus kisutch (coho salmon), 2097 nucleotides. RefSeq names its product U4/U6 small nuclear ribonucleoprotein Prp31. Gene Ontology annotation, cellular component: U4 snRNP; U4/U6 x U5 tri-snRNP complex; precatalytic spliceosome. Lineage: Eukaryota; Metazoa; Chordata; Actinopteri; Salmoniformes; Salmonidae. The transcript has 12 exons. Gene Ontology annotation, biological process: mRNA splicing, via spliceosome; spliceosomal tri-snRNP complex assembly. The coding region runs from base 134 to 1810 and encodes 558 amino acids. The record is from RefSeq and is a predicted model, not a curated record.